GCUUGCUGAUUGAGGACGAUAUAACCCCAAACUCGAUAACCAAUUGAACAGCAACAACGUAUAUAAUUUUCCGGUAUAAAUGUCUUUAAUAAAAGAAAUGAAAAUAAGAAUUUUGAAAGUGUUUUUGUGAAUAUGAACCACAAGAAAUUAUAAAUUUUACGGUGCGAUCAACAAUUGAUGAGAACGAGACUGUUGUUGACUUUAAUCAGGUGACGUUACCAAAAUCUUGUCAGGUGAUGAGUAUUUACUGGUGGAGCCGCCAUCACCGUAUCGUCAAAAACAGAGCUAGGAAGGAAGCGAGUUCAGUGCGCUGAAAUGUUGUUUUAGAAAGUGUGUUUGGGGCACUUUUGAUUUGAUUUAAAACUAGUUGGGAUGAAUGAACAAUAACAUACAUGCAGAUACAUCUGGCCUAGUGGAAAAAAACAGGGGUCCUUGUCUGCUCUUAGUGGGCAUACAAUUCUCUUUCUCAGAUGGCAGAGCAAAGCUGUCCAAGUGAGUCCAUACAAAGUACCGGGGAAAAGUCUGUGAAUGGAACUGCAACUUCUAGCGAUCGACAGACCUGCGGAAUAGGUGACUGUAAGGAAGCAGCAUUUCGUUUCAAGUCCGGAGCUUGGAUUUGCCGCUACCACCGGAAUAAAGGUUACAAGGAAAAAUACAGAAAGAAGAGCAAGUAUAUAGCAGCACAAGCAAAGAUGAGAGAACAAGAAUCCAUGGAGGAUAUAGAUCAACUUAGUGGUCUUGGUGACUUAAUAGAUGCAGCGUUCCCAGAACACCAACAAUUUCUUGCAGAUCAAAUCAUAACCGAUAAAAAAAUGGCUUUAUUGCAAUCUCCAAUGGUGCAACAAUUUUUGCGUUCAGAACAAGAAAAACUCUGCAACAAAUCUCAUGACAACAAAACACCAGAAUCCAUAUGAUGUGGAUAUUGGAGUUUGCAUUUACAGCAAUAUUCGAGGAUAUAUAUGUGAUUUGCAGUGGGAAUACAUGUUGUGUACAUGUGAUAUGCAUAGGAUGUGCAUGUGAUAUGCAUGGGUGUGCAUGUUAUAUGCAUAGGAUGUGCAUGUGAUAUGCAUGGGUGUGCAUGUUAUAUGCAUAGGAUGUGCAUGCUAUAUUUCAUAGGAUGUACGGGGGAUAUUCAUGUGAUAUGUGAAGGUAGUGGUUUAAAAGUAGUGGUGUGGCCACUGAUUUAGAACCUAUUUUAAUAAUGAUACAUUCGUAGGGAAUCUCCCCCCCCCCCCACAUCAUUACGUCAUUACUCCCUUUUUGGGUUUGUCAAUUUUGAGGAACCACCUUGUGAAUAAAUAAAGUUCACUUAUACCCCAUUCAGACUAGCAUCGCAUUGCGAUCGGUUGUAGCAAUUGCGACACCCAAUCACAAAGUAAAAUCGUGUGUGAAAGCUCAACAAUAGCAGUCGAUAUGUAAUCGAUAUCGCAAUUGUUACCCGUUGCAAUUGGGUGCUACAAUCUUUAUUACUUCCGAUUACCACAGAAUCUGAUCACAACGAAUUCCACAGGCACUGUUUGGCUGAGGUCAGGCAACAUAGGCCUAGCCACCGGAGGCGUAGGCCCUAGAAUGUAAAGUUUGUUUGUGUUGGUCUGAAUGCGUUUGUUGAUUGAAGUCGGGAGUAAUCUGUUUUGGAUUAUCACCGAUUACAUCGCAACCGAUCGCAAGAGAGUGUAGCCUGAAUAGGGUAUUAUACAGAAAUGCAACAGUAUGCAUCGAACUAAAAAUGUAUAUCUUAGUAGUAUCUUAGAAUCAUCAUCAUCUUCCCCUCUGUCCCCUCAAGGGGUGUCAGGUCAACUCGACACCACUUUCUAUUCUCCCUUGCUCAGAUCAACCACGCUACCGUCAUCUCGGACAAUCUAUCCAGCACUUUCAAGGUCAUCCUCUCUUCCUUUUGCCGACCUCUAUAUGCUCCGCUGCCUAUCACACCAAGUCAUCCUCUUCUUUUCUCUUCGUGUGUCCAUACUGCCAUCAGUAGUACACUAUCUUAGAAUGUAGAAAUUAAAGGAAGAGGAAGGAAAGAGAGAAGCAAAGAGCUUGAGAGGGAGGGGGAUAACUAAAAUAAUGCUACAUUUCCCACAAUUCUUGUGUACAAUAUUUCUGUACAUUUUAAAGUAAAGAUAAAUUUGUAAAUAAGUUUAUUUAUUUAAAUUAUGUUUUAUUAAUAUUGUCAUUUGUAUCACGCCUUUCAAUUUGGCUACAAAGCGCUUGUACACACUCCUUAGAUAAAAAGAAAUUAUCGUUUCUUUUAGAUGUAUAUCCUGUUCACUACAGAUGUAUUAUAUUAUUGUGAAUUCAAUACAUGCUGCACACAUGUUUUUUAUAAAGUGCCAUGAUUUUGUGAUUUUUAAACUUGGCUCUAUGCUUAAUUCCUUAACUUAGUGUACAGUGAGCCCUUGGUAAAGUUAGUUUUAUUAAGUAUUUUCUUACUGUACUAGCAUAUCCAUAAAUAGUAACUAGGACUUUCUACCUCUAGUGAUCAACUAAUAUACUUAUGGUUUUUACAAAGCAUUUUUAAAAGUAGUUUUUACCAUAGUUACAGUUAUGUACAUUAUGUAUCUUGUCAUUCAAUUGCAUUUAUUUUAUUGUAUUACAGUAUGUUGUAUGAUUUUAUUGAUGAAUAAAAGGAUUAUUUGAUUUUAGUAUUUUUUUUUACUGUCAAGUCUCAUUAAGCACAUUUUUUGUUAAAAUUUUCAUAAAAAAUUUACUAAGAAAGAGUAAAGUUGAAUAAGCUCAAUGAUUUUUCAUUACAAGUUACAUACAGUACUAGUGACGGUUUACAAUUUUUUCUUUUUACCAUAGAGAGUGACCUUCCAGUGUAUCCUAAAAGGUCGGCUGAUAUUCAGGAUAUAAAUGAAAAGGCAAGAUGACUUAAUCAGCAGUCUCUUUAUGAGGCUUAGGGGUGAAGAUUUAGUUGUGAGAAUUAGUCACAGGAAUUGAACCCCGAACGCUGGGAUUAGAAGGCAAGCAUCUUGACCAUUUUGCACUAACAUUACACUGAAAUUAUAUUUGUUAUUUCAACAUUAAUUUACCAAUGUUGCAGUGUAUUGUAGUUCAUGAUACAUUAUGAAAUAUGAUAAAAUACAUUUUCUGUAUCUGCU
This is a messenger RNA of Anneissia japonica, 3101 nucleotides long. Its product is annotated as regulatory factor X-associated protein-like. Bases 471 to 914 code for a protein of 147 amino acids. Gene Ontology annotation, biological process: regulation of transcription by RNA polymerase II. The record is from RefSeq and is a predicted model, not a curated record. Lineage: Eukaryota; Metazoa; Echinodermata; Crinoidea; Comatulida; Comatulidae. The transcript has 5 exons. Gene Ontology annotation, cellular component: nucleus.